AGAGAGAGAGAGAGAGAGAGAGAGAGUGGUGGCACCCGUAGCUAUGCUAAGCAAUAGGAGCAAUUCCCAUCCCAUCAAUGAAUUUAAUGUCUGUCUCACUCGCCCUGCAUCUCUCUGUCUGUCUGUUUUUCUGUCUGUCUCUCCCUCUCUGCGCCAAGGUGAAAUAUAUUGUCAGCUUCUUCAAAAAUCCUACGACCCCAUUUCCUUUCUUUAAUUACUGAAGCAACCCAGCCCUUCAAGAAUUGAGGAAUUCUUCUUUUUAUCCCACGCAAAUAAGUAGAAUUAAAUGUGGACACUACUCCAUCCAAAACAAGCUCUUGCUCUUUGUUAAUACUCCAAUCAAAGUUUUGAGUUUCUAUUAUUUUUCUCAAGGGAGAAGGAGAAGGAGAAGGAGAAGAACCUAGGCACAGUGUUGUUCUCCUUUUUGGCCUUCAAAAACUGCAAGCAGCUAUGAAAAAGACAGAUAAGAAGAGCUUGGAUCCACAACUAUGGCAAGCCUGUGCAGGAAGCAUGGUACAAAUCCCUCCACUAAACACUAAAGUCUUCUACUUUCCACAAGGCCACGCCGAGCACUCUCAAUCCCCCGUCGAUUUCCCCCAAAGAAUCCCUUCUCUCGUUCUCUGCCGCGUUGCCUCUGUCAAAUUCCUCGCCGACCCUGGUACUGAUGAGGUAUUCGCCAAGAUCAGCCUUGUUCCUUUACCAGACGCUGACCUUGAUUUCUCUCAAGAUGUGGACAUUUGUGGUGAUGGGAACGACAGUAACAACGCAGAGAAGCCGGCCUCUUUUGCAAAGACACUAACUCAAUCUGAUGCCAACAAUGGUGGGGGUUUCUCUGUGCCUAGAUACUGUGCGGAGACGAUUUUCCCAAGGCUGGACUACUCCGCGGAUCCUCCCGUGCAGACUCUGAUUGCUAAAGAUGUGCACGGUGAGGUGUGGAAGUUUAGGCAUAUUUAUAGAGGGACACCAAGGAGGCAUUUGUUGACUACUGGAUGGAGCACCUUUGUUAACCAGAAGAAAUUGGUUGCCGGGGAUUCAAUUGUGUUCUUGAGGGCUGAAAAUGGCGAUCUUUGCGUUGGAAUUCGCCGUGCCAAGAGGGGGAUUGGAAUUGGGAGCGGACCUGAAUCAUCACCAUCACACAUUGGGUGGAAUUCGAACAAUGCUACCUGUGCUAACCCAUAUGGUGGUUUUUCACUUUUUGUGAAGGAGGAUGAGAUGCGAAAUGGGUGGGUGAAGGGAAGGGGAAGAGUGAAGUCUGAAGAGGUUUUGGAAGCUGCUGGUCUUGCUGCUAAUGGAAAUCCUUUUCAAGUCGUUUAUUAUCCACGAGCAAGCACGCCAGAGUUUUGUGUUAAGGCCUCUUCAGUAAGGGCGGCAAUGAGGACCAAUUGGUGCUCUGGGAUGAGGUUCAAGAUGGCUUUUGAAACAGAGGACUCUUCACGGAUUAGCUGGUUUAUGGGGACUGUUGCCUCUGUUCAGGUUGCUGAUCCUGUCCGAUGGCCAAACUCUCCAUGGCGCCUUCUCCAGGUGACAUGGGAUGAGCCAGAUUUACUACAAACUGUAAAGUGUGUCAGCCCAUGGCUGGUUGAAUUGGUGUCAAAUAUGCCAGUCAUCCACCUAUCACCCUUCUCACCACCAAGAAAGAAGUUGCGAUUCCCGCAACAGUUACACUUUCCCCUUGAUGGCCAAUUUCAAUUGCCUUCAUUUUCAGGCAACCCCCUUGGGCCCAGCAGCCCUUCGUGUUGUCUAUCCGAUAACACUCCUGCAGGCAUACAGGGAGCCAGGCAUGCUCAAUUUGGAAUAUCUUUAUCAGAUUUCCAGUUUAAAAAAAAGCUGCAGUCAGGGCAGUUUCUGUCCAGUCUCCAGAGGUUGAAUCCACGCACUAAAAAUUCUGAAAAUUACCUGACAGGACACCCUGACAGCAAUAAGAAUUUAUCUUGCUUAUUAACAAAGGGGAGCAGCAAUCCAAAAUUGGAGAAAUCUGAUAAUGCAAAGAAACACCAGUUUCUGCUCUUUGGUCAACCAAUACUUGUCGAGCAGCAGGUAUCUCAUAGCUGUUCCGCUGAUACAUUCCCGCAAGUUAUUAAUGAGAGAAACUCAUCUGAUCGUAACAGAGAAAAAAAUUCUGAUGUUUUACGAUCAGCACUUGGGAAAAAAAUUUCACAAGAAAAGUCGUGCACUACUGGGUUUUCAUGGCACCAAAGUCUUCAGAAUGCCAGUGAAAUUGGCAUGGAUACUGGUCACUGCAAGGUUUUUUUGGAGUCAGACGACUUGGGGCGGACCCUUGACCUCUCUGCACUUCAUUCUUAUGAAGAGCUACGCAGGAAGCUGGCCAUCAUGUUUGGAAUAGAGAGAUCAGAUAUGUUGAGCCAUGUUCUCUAUCGAGAUGUGACAGGUGCUGUUAAACAGAUUGGAGAUGAACCAUUCAGUGUUUUUAUGAAAACUGCGAAAAGAUUGACGAUUCUGAUGAACCGGGCAAGCGGCAACAGUGUUGGGAGGAGGACAUGGAUCACAGGGAUGCGAAAUGCUGAGAAUGGACUAGAGGCUCCAAAUAAGACCGGUCCCUUGAGCAUAUUUGCCUAAUACAGUGUGAGAUUUGAGAGCAGUGGGUGUAAAAGCAUAAUAUGUGUUGAAGAGUUUUUAGUUAGUUACUGUUUUAUGUGUUUAGGAAAAAGAACAUACAACUCCCCGGUGUCUGAAUAUUAUGCUUCUUAAUUAAAUGCGAAGUAAGUCUAUGUACUGGAAGCUUUUGUUA
Molecule: messenger RNA, 2749 nt
Organism: Populus nigra (black poplar)
Lineage: Eukaryota; Viridiplantae; Streptophyta; Magnoliopsida; Malpighiales; Salicaceae
Product: auxin response factor 10
Exons: 5
Coding region: 451-2577 (708 amino acids)
Biological process (GO): response to hormone; regulation of DNA-templated transcription
Cellular component (GO): nucleus
Molecular function (GO): protein binding; DNA binding
Source: RefSeq, a predicted model, not a curated record